AUGUUGUCUCGCUCCCUUCUUCGUCGAGCUGCUCGGGCGCACUUGUCCCCGCCAGCGCCCCGUUCUCCUCGCCGGCAUGCGUCCUCCGCGGCAGCCUUUCGAUGGGAAGACCCUCUCAACUUGUCGAACUUUCUGACCGAGGAAGAACAAGCAAUUCAAGAAACGGCGCAUUCUUACUGCCAGGAGCGGUUGCUGCCCAGAGUUCUGGAAGCUUACCGCAAGGAAGACUACGACAAAACCAUCUUGCAGGAAAUGGGCGAGUUGGGUCUACUGGGUGCUACAAUAAAAGGCUACGGGUGUGCUGGCGUGAGCAACGUUGCUGCCGGACUGAUAACUCGAGAAGUGGAAAGGGUUGACUCCGGGUACCGAUCAGGCAUGUCUGUCCAAAGCUCUCUGGUGAUGGGACCCAUAGAUGAGUUUGGGACGCAAGAGCAGAAGGAUAAAUAUUUGGAGAAGCUGGCCAGAGGGCAGCUGGUUGGCUGUUUUGGCCUAACCGAGCCCAACCACGGCUCUGAUCCAGGCUCAAUGGAGACGACUGCGAAGCCGCACCCGUCGAAGGAAGGAUACUUCUCGCUGUCGGGAUCAAAAACUUGGAUCACCAAUUCCCCCAUUGCGGACGUGCUGCUCGUGUGGGCGAAGCUGCAAGAAACGGGGAAGAUUCGUGGAUUUUUGAUCGAGAGAGAGCAAUGUCCACCGGGCACCCUCGAGACGCCACCCUUGAAGGACAAGAACGGACUUCGAGCGUCGAUAACCGGCAUGAUCCAGCUCGACGAAUGUCCCGUGCCUAAGGAGAACAUGUUCCCCGACGUUGAGGGUCUCAAAGGUCCGUUCGCCUGCCUCAACUCGGCGCGGUAUGGGAUCGCCUGGGGGACCAUGGGCGCCCUCGAAGAUUGCAUCAGUCGCGCCAGAGAAUAUGCCCUCGAGAGAAAGCAGUUCAAGAACAACCCGCUUGCCAAGUAUCAGCUCGUUCAAAAGAAGCUGUCCGAUGCCGUUACAGACGCCGCCUUUGGACUUGCCGCGGCGUAUCAAGUCGGUCGUCUGAAGGAUGAGGGAAAGGUCACUCCAGAAAUGAUUUCAAUGAUCAAGAGACAAAACUGUGAUCGAGCGUUGGUGAAUGCCAGGCAUCUUCAGGAGAUCUUCGGAGGGAACGCUGUCAGCGAUGAAUACCAUAUCGGUCGGCACGUUGCAAAUCUAUUCGUGACGCAGACAUAUGAGGGACAGAGUGAUAUACACGCCUUGAUCCUGGGCCGGGCCAUUACCGGACUGCAGGCGUUUUGCUAA
This is a messenger RNA of Fonsecaea erecta, 1281 nucleotides long. RefSeq lists its product as hypothetical. The coding region runs from base 1 to 1281 and encodes 426 amino acids. Gene Ontology annotation, cellular component: mitochondrial inner membrane. NCBI's taxonomy places the organism in Eukaryota, Fungi, Ascomycota, Eurotiomycetes, Chaetothyriales, Herpotrichiellaceae. Gene Ontology annotation, molecular function: glutaryl-CoA dehydrogenase activity; flavin adenine dinucleotide binding; fatty-acyl-CoA binding. The transcript has a single exon. Gene Ontology annotation, biological process: fatty-acyl-CoA biosynthetic process; fatty acid beta-oxidation using acyl-CoA dehydrogenase. The record is from RefSeq and is a predicted model, not a curated record.